UUAGGACUUUGGUGCUGUUGGUUGUGAGAAAAGUGGCGGGUUUUUGGGGGCUCUCCGGCGAACAGUGAGUGUGUUCCCUUCUCACUGAGCCGUGAGGAUGUGCGAGCCGCCGCUGAACUCGGAGGUGAGCGAAACCCUCCGUGCUCGAGAGCGGAGCGUCCAGGAGCUGCUGGAGUUCACGGAGCGCUGCCGGACGGAGCUGAACGGGCUCUUUGAGGCGCUCGGCUGGAGGCCCGAGCUGAACACUGACUCCCCGGGCCCCGGGUCGGAGGAGCCCGUGGAGCUGUGCCCAUAUGACCGCAACCACAGGGUCCCGAGACGGAGCCUCGAGAGGCACGUGACGUUCUGUAAACUCAGCAAGAUGGGCUACUCCAGAGAAGAACAGGCUGACAUGUAUGACCCAUCAGUGUGUUAUGAAAGGGCCGGCAUCCCCUCCCUGGUCAUCGACAAAGCCACCCAGAGAGAGGUCAUCCUCCGAGCAAGAGCGGGCGCCCCACCUGGACGCACCGAGGGAGCGUACAGCCAAAGUGAAUAUUCUGCAGAUCCUCCUGACCCUCCUCUCAACCAUAAGAGGGCGAUAUGUGACCUCACGGUGGCUGACCGACUGGCCCUCUAUGACCAUGUGAUCAGGGAGGCCGGCAAACUGAGAGCACAGCCACAGCCUGCCAGCAACGAUGACCUCUAUGUGGACCUGGUGGCCCGGCUCCAAACAGACGAGGAGCAGAAGGAACCCAAGUCCCACCUGGAGGUUCUGGCUGAGAUGAGGGACUACAAGCGCCGGAGGCAGUCCUACCGUGCUAAGAAUGUCCACAUCACCAAGAAGACGUACACAGAGGUCAUUCGUGAGGUGAUCGAUGUCCAUUCAGCUGAGCUGGCCAGGCUGUGGCAAGAGGAAGAAUUGGAGGAGAAAGAGGAGGAGGACGAGGAGUCCAGGACAACCCAGCACUCUUCCCACAGCAGGAGGAGGUCGGAGGGCAGAAGGUCAAAGUCGGCCGAGUCUCACCAGUCCCACAGCAGCUCGAGACACAGGCGCCAUCGCAGCCGUGAGAGGGAGCGUGACCGAGAGCAUCUCGGAGACAGGGAGGGCAGCCAUGAGAAGGAUCGUGACAGGGAGAGACUGCGAGAGAAGGAUGGCAGUCGCGAAAGGGAGCGAUGGCGGGCCAGAGAAAGCAGCCGUGAGAGAGAUCGCCGCAGGGGAAGACAGCGAGACGGAGACGGCAGCCGAGAAACGGAGCACCACAGAGAGAGACAGCGGGGCAGGAAGCACAGUCGGGACAGGGAGGGAAACAAAGACAGAGAUGGCAGGUGGAGGAGGGAGUCACAUUCACCUGAUGACAGGCAGCGUGGGAAGAAGAGCAGGAAAUGAGUCCAGGAGAUGCUUCGUUGCCACUGCAGACGUCCACUGUCAUCUUUGCAUGUAUUUAGUGUAGGUUGAGCUGAGCAAAGUGUUAGAUACACAUUGAUUAUUGCAUGUUUCCUUACUUAUGGUAAGAAGCAUGUUGUUCAACCUGAGCUCUAUGUUGUUGGUUUUUAUGGAAUGUUUUUGAUGAUGAUCCAUGUUUUG
Scleropages formosus (Asian bonytongue) is the source of this 1564-nucleotide messenger RNA. RefSeq names its product small nuclear ribonucleoprotein 48 (U11/U12) (gene snrnp48). Bases 98 to 1366 code for a protein of 422 amino acids. Gene Ontology annotation, cellular component: nucleoplasm; U12-type spliceosomal complex; cytosol. The record is from RefSeq and is a predicted model, not a curated record. NCBI's taxonomy places the organism in Eukaryota, Metazoa, Chordata, Actinopteri, Osteoglossiformes, Osteoglossidae. The transcript has 9 exons.